CCUCACUCACUGAGUAAAUGCCAUAUUUAUAGGCUACAUGGUGGUGGGUGAGUUAUCCAACGUGACAUGACCACUGACAUGUCAGGAGUUUAGGCCACACCUAUACCUAGGACUAAGGAUUUGUCCAUGAUUAUACCUAGGACUGUGAUGUGACCUCUCCUCGGGAAAUGUGGCGUCAUUUUCUGGUUUCCUGGUCUGGGUCAACGCUUGAUUUGGACGUCGUCGUUCGGCAUCUGGGAUCUUUGCCAACAAGUGUGGGCUUCGCCGCGCCUGAGACCUUCGCGCGGUCGCGGCUUGGUUGCGAUGGUACUAACGUGACUGGAUCUUCUGGGGAGGUGCUGGGAUGCUUCUUUGGCGCGGCUACACCCGAGCCAUAUACCCAACAAUUGCCCCCUAUCAAAUGGUAUUCCGCGAAUGUCACCUGUUGAAUUUUCGCUUCCGCAUGAUUGGCUCGGGUCUGCGUGAUCUCUGUGAGGUGUUCUAGGCUGGUUGCGCGUGACUCUUGGGAUUGAGAUUGGAUUGGGGGUGCUUUUGAUUUCCGCGAGAUUCUCUGGUCUGGUUGCGCGUGACUCCUGUUAUUGAGUUUGGAUUUGCCCCCCAUCACGCGAGAUUCCGUGAGAUGCUCUGGUCUGGUUGUGCGCGACUCUUGUGAUUGAGUUUGGAUUCGCUCCUAUUCCGCGAAUGCCGCCUAUUUGAUUCCUGCGAGAUCCUCUGGUCUGAUUGCGCGCGGCUCUUGGGCUUGAUUUUUUGGAUUUGGGCGUGCUUUUUCUUCUUCGCGGGUGUGUCAUGCCCCCCAGGCGGUGUGCGGAACUUGUGACGUCAGCGGCUAGUGCCUAUGCUUGGUAGGUGUCCACGUGUCCUUAGAUGAUUGCUCUAUUUAGGCGGCGAUUUUGAAAUUCGAAAAAGCCCUGACGGUUACGAUUCUCGAUGUGACUUUUAACCUUUCGGUUUCCUUUGUCAACUAUAAAAACUGGUAGCCAUU
Molecule: messenger RNA, 982 nt
Organism: Linum trigynum
Lineage: Eukaryota; Viridiplantae; Streptophyta; Magnoliopsida; Malpighiales; Linaceae
Source: the annotation of a GenBank genome assembly